AUAAAUGCACAUAAAAUUGUUCAGUUUGCAGCAGCAUCUUCUCUGCCACUAUGGAUUACACAGGAAAUUUAGAAUCAGAGUUGAAAGAGUUAAAAAACACAUUCAAUACUGGAAUAACAAAACAAGAGUCAUGGAGGAGGUCCCAACUCAAAGCUCUUCUCUCUUUGCUCGAGGAAAAAGAGGGUGACAUAUUAAAGGCUCUUGAACAAGAUUUAGGAAAACAUCGAGUCGAAUCUUUUAGAGACGAGGUAGGACCUCUAAUAAAAUCUGUAAACUAUGCAUUAAAAUGGUUAAAGCAAUGGAUGUCUAGCAAAAAGGCUGAUUUACCUGUAGCUGCAUUUCCUUCGAGAGCAGAGUUAGUUCCUGAGCCACUUGGCGUUAUCCUUGUCAUAUCAUGUUGGAAUUUUCCUUUUGGAGUAUCAUUGGAACCAUUGAUAGGAGCAAUUGCAGCAGGAAAUACAGUGGUUCUAAAACCUUCAGAACUAGCUCCAGCAUCUUCUUCAGUUUUGGCCAAUACAAUCCACACUUACCUCGAUAAUAAAGCCAUUAAAGUGAUUCAAGGAGGUCCCUCAAUUGGUGAGAAAUUAUUACAACAGAAAUGGGACAAGAUUUUUUUCACAGGUAGUGCAAAAGUGGCUCGUAUUGUUAUGACUGCUGCAGCGAUAAAUCUAACUCCUGUCGCUGUGGAAUUGGGUGGGAAAUGCCCUGCCAUUGUUGAUUCCCUUUCGAGUUCUUGGGAUAAAGAGAUUGCAACGAAAAGAAUCCUUGCUGCAAAAUUUGGGACCUGUGCUGGCCAAGCAUGCAUAGCCAUUGAUUAUAUCCUUGUGGAAAAGAAGUUCUCAACCACCUUGGUAAAAUUACUAAAGGCCUACAUCCUUAGUAUGUUUGGGGAAAUUCCGAAAGAGAGUGUCGGAAGGAUAAUCAACAAAAAUCAUUGUUCGAGACUAAGGAAACUCUUAGAUGAGCCCAGCGUUAAAGCUACUAUUGUUCAUGGUGGUUCAUAUGAUGAAGAUGCUCUGUUUAUGGAGCCCACUCUCUUGGUUGAUCCUCCUUUAAAAUCUGAAAUCAUGACAGAAGAAAUAUUUGGUCCAUUGCUCCCAAUAAUUACUGUGGAGAAAAUAGAAGAUAGUAUUGAAUUCAUCAAAUCUAGGCCAAGAGCAUUAGCUAUUUAUGCCUUUACCAACAAUGAAACAUUAAAGAAAAAGUUAGCAUCUGAAACAUCCUCGGGUAGCGUGAUUUUCAACGACGCCAUCAUCCAAUACAUUGCAGAUUCUCUUCCAUUUGGGGGAGUUGGUGAAUCUGGAUUUGGACGGUACCAUGGGAAAUUCUCAUUUGAUAUGUUUACCCAUGAGAAACCAGUUGCAAGAAGAAGUUUCCUUACAGAUUUUUGGUUCAGAUAUCCACCAUGGAAUGAUCAAAAGUUGCAGAUUUUUAAAUCUGCCUAUAGAUUUAAUUAUUUUGAAAUUAUUCUCAUAAUAUUGGGUUUAAAAAAAUCUUAAGAAUUUUCAAAUAUUCAUAAAUAAAUCUUUUUCUUGUAUUCUAUCAUAAAAUGGUGUCUAUAAAUCUUAAAGAUAAUGAUUACUUGGUUAAAUUAAUUAAAAUUAUUUUUCUA
This is a messenger RNA of Olea europaea var. sylvestris, 1612 nucleotides long. RefSeq names its product aldehyde dehydrogenase family 3 member F1-like. The transcript has 10 exons. The coding region runs from base 51 to 1499 and encodes 482 amino acids. Gene Ontology annotation, biological process: aldehyde metabolic process. NCBI's taxonomy places the organism in Eukaryota, Viridiplantae, Streptophyta, Magnoliopsida, Lamiales, Oleaceae. The record is from RefSeq and is a predicted model, not a curated record. Gene Ontology annotation, molecular function: aldehyde dehydrogenase (NAD+) activity. Gene Ontology annotation, cellular component: cytoplasm.